Molecule: messenger RNA, 576 nt
Organism: Cyanidioschyzon merolae strain 10D
Lineage: Eukaryota; Rhodophyta; Bangiophyceae; Cyanidiales; Cyanidiaceae
Product: adaptor-related protein complex 1, sigma subunit
Exons: 1
Coding region: 1-576 (191 amino acids)
Biological process (GO): vesicle-mediated transport; protein transport
Cellular component (GO): intracellular membrane-bounded organelle
Source: RefSeq, a predicted model, not a curated record
AUGACGUUUCGGUUUUUGUUAAUGAUGAGCCGCCACGGCAAAGUCCGUGUAGCAAAGUGGUUCGAAUCUUUCACCCAGGCGGAAAAGCAACGCAUCAUUCGAGACAUGAUGAACCUGGUGCUGCUGCGAGAUCCCAACUGGUCCAAUGUAGUCGACUACUACAACGCCGUAGCGGGCCAGCGUGCGGCCUCCUCCAAAACAAACGGCGUGCAGCCAACGGUGUCGGACGCUGUUCGGCUCCAUACAACGGGACAGUACAGAGAUCGCCUCGUCUACCGCCGGUAUGCGGCCCUGUACAUCAUACUCUGUAUAGAUGCAGAGUCUUUGGCGACCGGAGAGGCUAAUGAGCUGCUCGCCCUCGAUAUGAUCCACUUGCUCGUCGAGUGUCUCGAUCGGUAUUUUGGGAACGUCUGCGAGCUAGACCUCAUAUUCAACUUUCCGAACGUGUAUCAAAUCAUAGAUGAUAUGUUCAUGGCUGGUGAAUUCCAAGAGAGCAGUCGCGAUGUGAUCCUGCACAGCAUCCGAACGAGCGAUAGUAUGGCAGGUCAGGAGCGCGAUGAAAAGCACCGGGCGUAA